AUGAUGGUGGAUUACAAUGCCCGGCGCCUGAGCUACGAAGCUUGGCGCAGCGGGGGGGGUGGUGGUCCCGAAAUUUUUCCCGGGAAUUCUCCCCAUAAUUCCCACCUUUCUCCCAUCCCUAAUUCCAGGAUUUUCCUGGGAAUUCCCCCGUCCCUAAUUGGGGAUUUUUCCCGUUUUUCCCAGAAAAAGGACCCGGCGCAGUUCCUGCAGGUGCACGGCCGGGCCUGCAAGGUGCACCUGGACUCCGCCGUGGCCCUGGCGGCCGAGAGCCCCGUCAACAUGAUGCCCUGGCAGGGGGACACCAACAACAUGAUCGACAGGUUCGACGUCCGUGCUCACCUGGAUUUCAUCCCCAUGUACACCCCGAGCCUGCUCAGCCCCACCUCACCGGAGCAGGAGUCGGACGAGCGCAAAUGCAACUACGAGCGGUACCGGGGCCUGGUGCAGAACGACUUUGCCGGCAUCUCAGAGGAGCAGUGCCUGUACCAGAUCUACAUCGACGAGCUCUACGGGGGCCUGCAGAAACCCAACGAGGAUGAGAAGAAAAAGCUGGCGGAAAAAAAGGCUUCCAUAGGCUACACCUACGAGGACAGCACGGUGGAGGAGCUGGAGAAUUCCCUGGAAAAACGAGCCGGGGACGAUGAGGACUCCGAGGAAGAUUCCAACACUGACGAGGACGAAGUGAUCCCGGACAUCGACGUGGAGGUGGACGUGGACGAGCUGAACCAGGAGCAAGUGGCCGACCUGAACAAGCAGGCCACCACCUACGGCAUGGCCGAGGGGGAUUUCGUCAGGAUGCUGAGGAAGGACAAGGAGGAGGCCGAAGCCAUCAAAAACGCCAAGGCCCUGGAGGAGGAGAAGUCCAUGUACUCGGGCCGCCGCUCGCGCCGGCAGCGCCGGGAAUUCCGGGAGAAGCGGCUGAAAGGCCGGAAAAUCAGCCCCCCCAGCUACGCUCGCCGGGACAGCCCCACCUACGACCCGUACAAACGGUACUGCCCCCGGGAACGCCCCCGGUGCUGCUCCCGGUGCUCCCGGGGCCACUCCGGUCCCUAA
Molecule: messenger RNA, 1053 nt
Organism: Camarhynchus parvulus
Lineage: Eukaryota; Metazoa; Chordata; Aves; Passeriformes; Thraupidae
Gene: CLASRP
Product: CLK4 associating serine/arginine rich protein
Exons: 10
Coding region: 1-1053 (350 amino acids)
Source: RefSeq, a predicted model, not a curated record